CGAGCUGCCCGGAAAAUGGCGGCGCUGCCUGUGGCGGGACGGAUGGGGUAUCGCCGCUGCCGCGGCCGCCAUGCCCGCUAGCCGGCGGAGGGGCCUCUGCCUCAGGUCCGCCGCCCCGAGGAGGCGCAGCGCCGGCGAGGAGCAGCUUACCCGGCAGCGGGCGGAGCUGCCCGCCGGGGAGGGGGCGGCGGAAGGCGGUGCGGGCCGGGGCCUGCCCGCGGGGGAGGGGCCGUGCUCGCCCCACGCUGCAGAGUCAUGUUUACAUAAGACACCAAAGAGAUCGUUGAGUAGGAAAUUCCGAAUAUCUACUUUCAGCUCUCCUAUUAAUGACACUGASACACAGCAAGAAAUCUUUUGGGAUUCUCAUUCACCAGUUGCACCCAGACUAGGCAAUGAAAAAAUCAAGCAGUCUACGAGUAGAUGCGCAGUGGAAAUUUCAGAAAUUGUUAAUCGUAUUGCUCCUCAGGAUGAAAAAGCAGCCUGUAACGAAGGCUCCCUUUUAGGAACAUGGAUUGGUGAGGAUGCUAUUCCCUGUACACCUGGAGUAGUAAAAGGGCGAGCUAGGAUAAAGUUAAGUUGUACAAGAGAUCUUAAAACAAAAAAUCCUGAAGAGGAACUCAUGAAAUUGGCUAAGGAGUUUGAUAAAAAUCUAGUUGAGUUAGAUGCUGUUCAGGAACAGGAGAAGCUUGGUCGCAGCUUCAUCCAGACCACCUCGGGGCCUUCAAGUAAUUCUAAAGAUGAAAUAAAUACGAAAAACCAGAAAUCACUCCUCGAUGAAGGUUCUGAAACAGAUAUUGCUGUGUCCCUGAAACCAGUUGGACAGAGCACUGGCAUCCCUGUGGCAGAGCCCUGUCAGUCUAGCAGUCAAAAGUCUGUAGACCUUGAGGCUGAAGUAGCCCUUCGUGCUCUUUUUGACUGCUCUACCCAGAAAUGCAGUGGACAGUUGAGCCAAGAGCUGUCAGGURUUUCUUUAAAUACUAGUUUUCAUAAAAUUAAAAGCACCGUGGAGUUGGAUCACAUUCCUGAGACAAUUGAAGACUCACAAUGUGGCAUUUCAGAGGCAUCUCAAAAAGAUACUUUGUUUGCAGUUGGAAGCAUGGACCAAACUGCACCAAAACCUGAUACUGACACCUUGACAAAAAGRAAUCCUUCUUAUUUGAAGAUGCAGUCGGUGGCCUCCACUAAACUUGCUGGAGUUGUUAAUGAUGACUUCGAUGACUGGGAUACAGAUCUUUUGGCAGAUGACUCUUUUGUGAUGCAAAUAACCCAAAAUCCUGAAUUGAUAAAUACCGAAGAACCACCACAAAUUCCUGCAAAUCGGAUUGUGCAUGAUUUCASUGAUGCUGGCAGAACAAAGCAAAGUAGUGGCAAUUCAGUAACUCUUUUGGGUACUGGAAACAAAUCUAACAGUUUGCAGUAUUCACCUUUGAAACAUUCUAGUAAAAACUCAAAAAAUGUUAUAAAAUCUCUGUCUUUACAAAAGUCAUGUAAGACAGAAARCUUAAACAUAGAGACCAAGGCAUUGCAUGCCAAAUGUGACAUUAAGCCAGAUAAAAUAAAUUCUGCUUGGAAAAGUGCCCAAAACAGUGAUUUAAACUAUACUUCUGCUUCAAUGCAGUCUGAAGUGAAGAAUGGAAAUGACUCUACCAAGCCUAAAAGUGAUGUUCUUCCUCUUUUUCCUUCAAGAUUUAAUCCUCAUAGACAACCAGCAGGAAAACCUGGGAGUAAUGCUCGUACAGUUUCCUGUCAGUCACCCAGUGUUUCUACCAAUAUGAAACCUAAUGAUCYAACCAAAGUGAUUAACCAAGCUAAUGCAGGUCACUCAAAUCAAGUUGAAAUACCAAAGAAAUGUCCUCUGUUACUUGAUGACUGGAAUGAACCGAAAUUCUCUGAUGAGAUAUUAGAUAUGUUUUGUGAAUCUGAUAGUCUUUGGGAUGCAAAYUGUGAGGAUGAUGAAUUGUUAUAUCAGGUGUGUGAUGAUAUAGAAAAGCAGACUCAGAGCCAGGAUGUUAAACAAGGAAAUGAAAAAACUAAGACUAUACAAGGAGCCAGUAUUAAUUCCAGAUCAAAUCCUGAUAACAGCUUCCCAGCACCUAAGMAAGGGCUACCUGAUCUCCUCUUGGCUCAAAAAACAAAUACAAAACAGGAGGCUCUAUCACUAAAUUAUUCCUGUAGGAAUUCAUCAAAGGCAAUGCAUGGGCUGGCCACAACAGGUCAUGUAGUGAACUGUAAGAACGUCUCAAAUCCUCAGACUGUGAUGUCGGGUCCUUCUGUGGAGUGUAAAUACACACUGCCUAAAAACUGUCAUCAAGAUGCUUCUGAAGAUACUGCAAAGACUGUUUCAGGGAAAUGGUACAGGUCAAAUUCUGUGCCAGCAGGAGAGAUGGGUUCUGAAGUAAGUCCUGUUAGUGCAGUAAAUAUUUUCAGUAGCAAAGCAGUAGACAGCCCACAUAUCUUGUAUAAUGCGGCAAAGAUUCCAAGUAGCAGCUCUGGUAACAAAACUUCACUUGUGCCUUCGAAGUUUAAAUUCCGAAAGAUUAACAGUUCUCAGGGUGGUCUUCAUGUAGGGUCUGAAAAUCCAGGGAGUCAUUCUGGCAUUGGAAUUAUUCCGCUGCAUUUGGAAGGAAGYGAAAAUCAGGUGAAUGUGACUUUGCACAGCAAGCUUGACAAUAAGAAGUCCCCUUUCAAGAGGCAUCUUUCAGAGUCUUUUGUACAGACUACAUCAGUGUCUAUGGUAGAACAGAAAAGUAGAAAAUGUUCUCAAGAAGAGAUUGAAAGAAAGAAACAAGAAGCUCUUGCACGAAGRAAAUCCAGAACACUGGCAUUCGUUAAAGAUGCUUGAACUUGGAGUUUUGUUUGUGGAAUAAGCUCUUGAUAAGGAAAUACUGUAAUUCUAGAAGACACAUUUUAAACUGUUCACAGCUAUUGAUGGCAARCUUUUUCUGUUUUCCAAUUUUAAAAGAUCUGGACCUGAACCAUAACUAGUACUCAGGAGGUGUUUUGUCUUAAUUAAAAACUAUCAGUUAUACAUGUGUAGUCCCAAACUACCUUCAACAAGAUGAAGAUUCUGCUGAGUUCACAUGUUGAAAUGAUAUAGCCUGGAAAUCAUGGAAGUAUUGGUAUAUAUACAUAAUGAAGGUGUCAAUAUAUUAUUGAGAGUGUUCUAAUCWGUAAGACUCUCAAGUACACACAUACUGUGAAAUAUUAAUGCUCUCAGGUAGAAGAAGGUUUUAAAAUUUUGUGUUAAAUAAAGUACAAUCUAGGAGACAUCCAAUGUCAGAAAACUAACAGAACUGAACAGGCUUUGGAAAGUGUGCUCAGUUUGUCUUCGUUACCUGAGGUAUGAAUUGUACAUAAAGWAGGAAGAAUUUAAUCCAAAGGUUUUAUUAGGUGCAAAAGUGUUGAGAAAUAUAUGAUGAGUUGGAUUGGUUUACUGAUCUGACUGAAAAUUAACCCAGAAAAAUGCGAAUGACAUGUUAUAUUUUUUUAAUUCCUUUCCAGAAGAUGUGGAAAUACCUCAAUUAAAUUGGAUCUCUUUUUUCUAAAUGCGCAUCACCGAACUAAUUAAAAAAAAAGAUAGCCUAUGCUAUUUUACCCAACCAUGAGCAAUAUAUAAUGCACCAGGUGAAAUCUCAACAACUAUGUAUCAGUUUAGCUAUAUGGUUGUACAUAUUUUCAAACGAGGCUGCUAAAAUACAAAAACUCAAUGUCAUGUCAACUUAACAGGCUGAUAGAAUUUUUGAUAUGAUAGAUGGGYGUAGUGCUCAGACUGUAAAAACUGCCUCUGGGUAAGCUGUAAGAUAUUUUUCAACUGAGAAAUGCUUAUAUGUAAACAUGUGACACUAUGAAAAGUGACUGUAAUUUUUCUUUGUAAAUAAAUAACUUGGAAAUGUUCUCCAAAGGUUGGAGGAAGCUUUUUGUUUCUACAGUGUGCCAUUUUUGUAACUUAAAAAUGUAAGUAUUGUAUAUUUGUA
Malurus melanocephalus (red-backed fairy wren) is the source of this 3974-nucleotide messenger RNA. RefSeq names its product ETAA1 activator of ATR kinase (gene ETAA1). The transcript is spliced from 6 exons. The record is from RefSeq and is a predicted model, not a curated record. The coding region runs from base 71 to 2842 and encodes 923 amino acids. NCBI's taxonomy places the organism in Eukaryota, Metazoa, Chordata, Aves, Passeriformes, Maluridae.